Molecule: messenger RNA, 8589 nt
Organism: Dalotia coriaria
Lineage: Eukaryota; Metazoa; Arthropoda; Insecta; Coleoptera; Staphylinidae
Gene: osa
Product: trithorax group protein osa
Exons: 11
Coding region: 494-6592 (2032 amino acids)
Biological process (GO): positive regulation of DNA-templated transcription; chromatin remodeling; regulation of transcription by RNA polymerase II
Cellular component (GO): SWI/SNF complex; nBAF complex; brahma complex
Molecular function (GO): nucleosome binding; DNA binding
Source: RefSeq, a predicted model, not a curated record
CGUUUACGAAUGCUAGCGCCAACAUGGUGGCGGCGUAGCCAUAUCGAAAAGUAGUACCACCUCGUUGCUACCUUUUGCACGCUGGGAGUCUGACUUCCCGCGAGUGUUGUGCUAAUUGUUCGAAAAUCGGUGUACUCGCAGCUCCGGGAUAUCGCGAGCGCAGAAAUUUUUGGAAAUUCCCGGCGCCCCGGUGCGUUUCGGACGCGCGUAGGAAUCCCGUACCGUCACCCAUAACCUCCUUUCGUGUUAUUGGAGUAGAUACGGACUAAAGUUGUGUGUCAGAUGUGUCCAUCAUUUCGGAUUAUUCAAAAAGUUUGGUGGCUUUCUACCAUUACGGAAUCGCGUUAGCGGCAUAGUGACUACUCUAUUAUGUGUUUGCUUCGCUGUGCGUGCGUGUCUAGCGUGAAAAAUGACGGAAAGCGUCGGCUGCUUCGUGUAACGGCGGGGUGUUGGCAACGAUUGCCCGUGCUAGAUCGCAGCCGUUUUUCUUAACAUGGCUGCGACGCAGGCCGAAAAGCAACAAAAUGACGUGAAUAGUGACAAGCCGCAGCCGGAGCAGCAUCUGAACGUGCGGAACUCGCUGUUGCAAAAUGGGACUGAUAAGAGUGGCGUACGCAGCAGUGGUAGUAGUGUAGCGCUCGCGAAAAGCAAAAGCACCGGCGGCGCGAAGGCUCACGCCGCCGUCGAGAUGAGUCAGUAUCGGCACCAGGACGGGGGCACCGGCGGUGGCGGCGCCGUCGGCGUGCCCGGCGAACAGCCGCCGCCGCACGGCGAGCCCGAGAUGGGGCCGAUCGGUGGGGAGCCGGGCGGUUAUCCGGGCGCGCACCCCGAGGGCCCGCCGCCCACCGACGGCCAGCAUUACGCGUACGGUUUCAACCCUGCCGACGGCGGCAUGCACGCGUUCGCGCACCGCCAGGGCGGCUACGGCCCGCCGAAGAUGCCGUUCCCGCCGCAGCAGCCGCAACCGCCGCGCGUGGUAUCGGGACAGACUAUUUCGCAGGCCACCGGCCCCACGCCGACGCUCAAUCAGUUGCUUCAGAGCUCCAACCCGCCGAUGCGGUACUACGAGCCGCCGUACAACCAGGGAUGGCUGUCGCAGAAACCGUACGGUGCUACGGGCCCGCCUGGAGGGCCCUCAUAUCGGAAUCAAGCUAUGCCCGGUGGUGGAUACAGUGGAGGACCAGCUCCGAGUCCUGGCUACGGUGAAGGUAGAGGCGGGUGGCCGGGCCCGCCUGGGCAACAUGGGCCUGGGAGUCCUGGCCCACCGCCUUCCUCGGUGCCGGUAAGUCAACCCUCGCCGCAACCCUCACAGCCCAGUCAUUCGCCUGGGCCUGGAUUACCGCCGAGUCCUUCGCAUCAACCUCCUACGAAUCAACAUCAGGGUUUUCCAAAUCGGCCAUCACAGCCAACAACUCCUAAUGCCCAUGGGCCCGAUCAAGCGGACUUAAGCGGUGGAAACAGCAAUGAUAGUUCGGGAGGACCGGCUCCUGGUACGCCGAAUUCGCAGGGGAUGAGGCCGACGCCCUCCCCUACGGGUUCGACAGGUUCCAGGUCCAUGUCUCCAGCAGUAGGACAACAAAACAUUCCGAUGCCUCCGCGUCCAUCAAGUGGUCAAUCAGAUGGUAGUGGAUCGACACGAAUAAGCCAUUCUCCGAUGGCGACUCAAGGCAGUUACCCACCGCCACAUAUGCACGGCGCGUACAAGGGCCACCCCGGCAUGCAGCCGUCGUCUGGGCAGCAGCAAAUGCCGAUCUACCAGCCGAAUACGCAGUACCCGCCUGCCGCAUAUGCGGCACGGCCUGUUUACCCCAACCAGGGCUACGGCCCACCGGCGUCGCAGCCGCCGCCGAACAAUAGUAUGCCCCCGCAGCCGGUGGUCUUCCCGAACCGCGGCGUGCCCAAUCACAGUCCGCAAUUUCCGCCGUACCAGCAGCCAUGGCCUGGUGGGCCGCCGGUGAGUGCCGGCAAUCAUCUGGCCGCGCCGGGCAAGGGCGGCAGCGGACCACCGCCGCCUGCUGGUGCGCCCAACUCGCCCUCGUCGGGCCCACAGCGCCCGCCGCACUACCUCAAGCAGCAUUUACACAACAAGAUGGGCUUCGGCGGCACGCCGCCGUCGUCGAUGCCGCCCAGCCCUAGCCCGCCGACCAAUUAUCACAUGGGCCCACCACCGGUCGGCCAUCACCUCAGCGGCAUGGGUCCGCCGCCCAGUAUGGGCCCGCCUAACAUGCCGCCGGCGACCAGCCCGCUUUUACAAAAUAACCAUCCGCAUGACGGUGGGCCGAUGCCACCGCCUGCCUCUACGCCCAACUCGCAUCAUCCGCUCUCCGCUGGCCCGCCGCCACACGAGAUGAUGGACAACGGCAUCACGACGACUGCCGGUGGUGGUAUGGGCACACAUGUGACCUCAGCCGCCGGUGGUUCGGUGACAUCCGUCGUCACCACUGGUCCCGAUGGCACGCCGAUUGACGAGGGUUCACAGCAGUCGACCCUCUCCAACGCUUCUGCGGCGUCCGGCGAGGAUCCGCAGUGCACGACGCCCAAGUCCCGCAAGAACGACAUGGGCCACUACAGCCAUCCCACGACGCCUCAGAGUACCGUGCCUUCUCCAGGUGCCGCGAGCAUGAACUCGAUGCACGAAGAAUACGAGAUCAGCAGUCCCAGCUGGCCACGCACCCCUGCAAGUCCAGUAUUUAACACUCAUCAGCCACCUCAGGAAACCUACCGUUCAAAGAAAACGGAUAGUCUCGGCAAGUUGUAUGAAAUGGACGACAAUCCGGAUCGCCGAGGAUGGCUAGACAAGCUGCUCGCCUUUAUGGAGGAGCGCCGCACACCGAUCACAACGUGUCCGACGAUCUCGAAGAACCCGCUCGAUCUCUUCCGGCUGUACAUGUUUGUGAAGGAUCGCGGUGGUUUCAUGGAGGUGACAAAGAACAAGACGUGGAAGGAUAUCGCUGGUAUGUUGGGUAUUGGUGCGUCGUCGAGUGCCGCCUAUACUUUGCGUAAACACUACACCAAAAAUCUUCUCGCCUAUGAAUGUCAGUUUGAUCGGGGUGGUAUUGACCCACAACCGAUUAUCAAUCAGGUAGAGAGCACAUCGAAGAAGAAGAGCGCCAAGGCGGCCUCUGUGCCGUCACCUGGCUCGUCCAACUCGCAAGACAGCUUUCCCGCUCAAGGCUCGGGCGGUGCGUCAAUGGACGGUUACGGUAGCUAUGGUUAUCCGCCCGGUAGUAAUCCAGAAUACAAUACUCCUCAGCAACGGCCGUCAUCACAAGCCAACGCUCCAUCUCCACAUGGAGGUUCUGCAGGUUCUAAUCAUUUGGGUAAUGCUGCGCCAUCGGGGCCUACUCCGGUUGCUGGUGCCGCUGACAAUGUGAGCGUCUCGAAUCCAUUCGAUGAUGUUUCACCGAGUCCGCCUCCGAGGGGAGGUCCUUUCCCGGGCGGUGCACACCCGCCCUUCCCGACAGGCACACCGCCGCGGCCGCCCGGCCAGAAUUACCCUGGCCAGGCGGGCAGUUACAACCAAUACCCGCCACCUAGCCCUGGCCAGGGUGGGCCGGGGGCACCGCCAGAUCAGUAUUCGCCGUAUCCGGGUGGGCAGAACUAUCCGCAAACGCGACCCGUCUACCCUCCAUACUCUACAGAUUCCAAUGCCCCACCGGCUAGCCCCAACAGCAGUCAGCCGGGCGCACCACCUCAGGGUGGCCCACCUGAUGCAUACAGUCGUUAUAACAUGAAUGCCGCGCCUACAUCUGGCGGCUAUCCACCGCGACCUGCGUUUACUGGUGGACCAAAUCAACCGCCGGCAACACAUGGUGGUCCUCCGCCUUCGGGUCCACCGCCGCAACCGCCCGCUACUGGCGCCUAUCCACCUCAACAGGAUUACUAUCGUCCUGAUCAACCGACGUCUAGUCCGGGCGCAUAUCCCGGUGGUCCACCGUCUAACAAAUCUAUGCCGCCACCUCGACGACAUCCAGAUUUCGCUAAGGAUCAACCGCCACCAGGUGGCUUUCCACCGGGCCCUUAUGGUCCACCUCAAAGACCGCCGAUAUAUGGUGGAUGGUCCAAUAACAACCAAUUCCGAGGACCAUACCCUGCCAACUCGACAGGCCCAGGUGGUCCGGGUCCAGCUCCCGGCCAGCCGUGGAAUCAAGGACAGCGUCCGAUACGCCCGCCGAACCAGUGGGACCCCUACACUCCAAAUCAAACGAUUUUACCCCCACCGCAGGGACCUCAACAAUGGUCACCUAUGCCAACACCUGGCGUGGGUCAAAGUUCGCCUCUGCGACCACCGAUGGGCCCAAGACCAGGGAAACCGUUUAAUAUGAUGCCACCUUCAGGAGGCAAGGGUAUGCCUAGCCCAUCACCCACUCCCGGACCGUACCCGCAAGGGCAAGUACCCAAAAGGGAGAUUACCUUCCCGCCCGAUAGCGUGGAAGCUACACAGCCGGUGCUGUAUCGGCGUAAACGGUUAUGUCGUGCGGACGUCGGUCCCUGCGACGCUUGGAGGAUCAUUAUGUGCUUACGAUCGGGUCUGCUCGCCGAGAGCGUCUUUGCCUUGGAUGUGUUGACGGUAUUGUUGUACGAUGAUUCGGCGAUCAGUUAUUUCGGCCUCACACAAUGGCCUGGCCUUCUCGACUUGCUGCUUGAACACUUCCGCAAAACCCUAACGGAUAUGUUUGACGUACCUUGCCCUACAACGGCGGUCAAAGCGGUGGAGGACGAGGAAGUUGAUCUGGGUGCGGUAGUAACGCCGCUGGAUACCACGAGGCGAACAGUUGUCCUUCAUAAGGUGAACAACUACACAAUGGCGAGUCGCAAGGGCCUACAGGUAAAGAUAGUCGAGAAAGACGAGGAAAUCUUUAUCUGGGACCAUCACAGAAAGUGGGACUGUAAGGGCGAUGUCGCGGGUAUAAAUUUGUUGGAUGAAAUCUCUACGGAUCCUUGGUAUCUAACCGCCGAGCACAUUCUGCCGACUUUCCAGGCGGAGUUCGGGCGCAUUCCGUUUAAUCGCAUCCUCGAAUCCAACCAGCAAACGAACAAAGAAGUUGAUCCUCUGGCGAUCGACAACCAGAAACCGGGUGAGGCUGGCGAGGUGAAAAUAAAGGACGAGCCGUUGGACCUGCACUCGCAGACGGUGGACUCGGUGGUCAGCAAAUCUGCACAGUGCAAAUCGCCGCCGGCCGAAGUGAUUCCGACUAAUAAACCGUGUGACAAAAAACGUAGGACAAAAACAAUAAGUGAUGUGAUAUCUCGAAUUAAGAAAGACACGCCCGAGGAAAUGGAAGCCGAUGCGGAUGUUAAGCCGGAUAAAGAGGAGGAGAAACAUUCGCCGCCGACGGAAGGCGAGAAUAAGACGAAAGUGGAGGUGGGUGCGGCACCGGUUGACGCAAAGGACAGUGAAACGGUGAACUGCAACGAGCAGUCGAACGAUGAUGACGCCGCAAAGGUGGCAAGUGUAGAUCUGAACAUGAACAGCAGUGUAAACGGUGAAGGUGAGGAAAGCGCUGUAAAAGAGGACGCGUUGUCUAAAUUUAAGGUGCGCGAUAUCGCUGGCAAGUUGAAACGUCGUCGAAUGUCCGACUACGAGGACGAAGCGUAUACGCGCGACGACGCCAGUCUGGCGCUGCUCACCGAGAGCCAGGACUGCAUCGCUAAGCGCUGCGUCUGUAUCUCGAACAUUCUCAGAAGUCUCACCUUUGUGCCGGGCAACGAGAUGGAGUUCAGCAAAAGCGUCGUCUUUUUAGGCAUGGUCGGUAAACUCUUGUUGCUGCACCACGAUCAUCCAAUUAGGGCACAAAAAACGAGAAAUUACGAUAGAGAGGAGGACGCAGAUUUUGCCGAUUCGUGCAGCAGCUUACAGGGUGAAAGCGAGUGGUGGUGGGACUUCUUGCUGCAGAUAAGGGAAAACGUACUCGUGUGCGUGGCGAAUAUCGCCGGCCAGAUUGAUUUGGACUUGUACCCUGAAGAGGUAGCGCGGCCAUUCCUUGAUGGUCUGCUACAUUGGGCGAUUUGUCCCUCAGCCCAGGGUCAAGACCCCUUCCCAUCUGUGGGUCCUUCGUCGCUACUCUCGCCGCAGCGGUUAGCUUUGGAGGCGCUGUGUAAACUCUGCGUGACAAACAGCAACGUUGACUUAGUGAUCGCCACACCACCCUUCUCACGACUCGAGCGGUUAUGCGCCGUGCUCACCAAGCACCUUUGCCGCUCCGAGGAUCAGGUGCUGCGCGAGUUCUCCAUCAAUCUGCUUCAUUACCUGGCAGCGGCCGACAGCAGUAUGGCCCGCGUCGUCGCUAUGCAGCAGCCGUGCGUCUCCCUGUUGGUGGCGUUCAUCGAACAAGCCGAACAGAGUGCGCUCGGCGUCGCCAACCAGCACGGCAUCUCAGCGCUGCGCGAGAACCCCGACUCAAUGGGCACCAGCUUGGAUAUGCUGCGACGCGCCGCUUCGACGCUGGUAUUCCUCGCCGAGCACGCCGACAAUCGGCCGCUACUCGUGCAGCAGGAGUCGCGCCUGCUAGCGCUCGUCAUGAGCCAGAUCCUCGACCAGCAGGUGGCUCUGCUACUCUCUAAAGUGCUCUACAAAAUAUCCCAUAGCUAAUCUUUCCCUUGUAGGUGUUACGAAAAUUGAUAUACUGUACAGAAUAAUUGAUCCUAAGCUAACUAAAUUAAGAGACUCGUGUACAGAACCUUCCCUGUAUAGACUGUGACUGCGGACUUUUAUUAUCAUAAUUUCACGACGGACAGUGCGCGAGCGGGGAGCGUGGACCGUGGACUACAAAAAAAAAAAACUAGUGGCGCAUCUCGGGCCGUCGCCUCCCGGCCGGCGGCGACGGCACAGUAGUUAAGCAAAGAAACAAACAUGAGGUACAUGAUAUACGCGUCCGCACAUUUUAUUUUAAUAAAGCAUCAUACAACCAUACACGCCUACACGUGAUUGAACGAUUUGCAAGAAAUUUGAGACGCGCGAACGAAACUAGCAACAACCAUCAAACACCCAGAAAGUAUCUCCCAACAACAACGCAUACACGAAAUGUAAUCCAUGUACCAUUUUGUAAAUUAAGGAAGUCUUUUUUGGAAAUGUUUAACAUCCAUGUUACUUAUGUAUUUAUUUUUUAUUAUAAUUUUUAUUUUUUAUUAUUUUUGACGGUGGAUGAUGGUUAGACCUGACCGGACUGAGGGAGCGGCCGAUGUCGCGUGGUGGCCAACCUGCCAUUGGGAUAUGAUAAUUAUAUAUAUUACAUAAAUAUAUAGAUAACAAAACAGAUAAAGAAAAACACACAACACACACAAUAUACGAUUAUGUGAAGAAGUACACGUUUCGGUUGAGUAUGUGCUGUAUACCCUCUGUAAGUUGAAGCUGCACACGUAAAAAUAUUGAUAGUUUUGUAUGAUGAAGGAGAGGCGGUGUGUGUUUUAGGCGAUUUAUCAAAUUGUAAAUUAAAUACGAAAAUGGCGAUACGAUGAUGAAGUGGCGGAUGGUGAUGAUUAGUUAGAGACGAGAUAUCUAUGUAUAAAAAUGUUUUUCGACGCUCUGAGUUGUAUCAUAUUUAAUGAAAUUUUAAGAUAGCGAGGGGGUAUAAUCACAUAUGAACUACAAUUCGCAUACUUGGUUGGUCGGCGCACAAGUUCGACGAAAGGCAAACUAUUAUACUGCUAUAAACAUUAAUAAAUCGAGGGAAUAAAACUGAAGAACAUGGAGACAUUUUAAUACUUACGACGAAUUGGCGACGAUGAUGAUGACGAUGACGAUGCUGAAAGUUGUUCCUCCCAACUCUCGUAACCACAAGACUGAAAUACUGCUGGAUCUAGUUACUUACUAAAUUGCUGCUAAAUGCGAAGCGCAGGAUCAUACCGGGCGGGCGAAGUACGAAUUCAUGUUAAUUACAAAAUGUGACAUGCGAUACCAACUCACUCACUCUCACCAGAAGCGUCAUAAUUAUAAACAAACAAAAAAUAGUCUUGUGUACAAUGUCUGGUUACUGUUUCUACCCGCAAUUCGGUUGUUUCUUUGCGUUCUCGUUAGUGCGACCACCACAAACUCCUCGACGACUCGGUUUCCAUAAACAUUUGCUAUUUUAGUUGGCGGAGUUUCGCGUUCUCACGACGACGACGACGACGUGGUUUUCUUUUGUAUUAAUUGUGCGAAUGCUUUAUAUAUAAAAAACAAACAAACAAAAUAUAUAUGUCUCAUAAUGAUUAAAUAAAUGUACAAAGGAAGUACGGAAAAAAUAAUACUAAUACUUGCAAACGACUAUGGUGUUUUUUAUACAAAAUGCGGAGUGGAGUUUCGUUUUCGGACCGAAGGCGCGAUUAGUGAAAACAAAUGUUUUAUAUAAUGCGGUCUCGGUGUCGCGCUAUUUCUCACACCCCGGAACAUUUAUUUUAGUGGUAGCUAAGAGAGAGAUGGUGGCACGUUGAUGUGUGCAAGACACAAAUGAGCAAAACUUGCUAUAAAAUAGAUGCAGUCGAAUUCUAGAGACUCAAAGCGUAGUUUAAAAUAUGUGGUGAUAUUUUUCUGGCUGUAGGUAUAAUCCAUCUUAUGUACUAUGAUUGCAUUAAUUAUGUAAGUUAAGUAAAGACAAGAUGCUAAAUAAA